AUGCCUGCUGUGGAAGGGGCCGGACGCAAUCCUUUCGUCAGGUUCCUGCUGCACUUCAAGAGGAACAACAAGGAAAAACUCUGCAACAUGCGGCCGACUCAGGUAUUGCGGUUCGCCAGCAAGAAGUGGAAGCAAAUGAGCUGUGAGGAGAAGUCGCCCUACGUCCAGGCGGCCCAUAAAUCAAAGUACAGGUUUUGGUCGCGGAACAAGGAGGCCAAUAGGAUUAUGGAGAAGUUUCGCCAAACUGUGGGCUGUGCGAACCCUCGGACAAAAAACGUCUUCAAGGUGAUGGUUGAUCUCGACUCCUGGCGGCAAAGCGUCCUGGAUGACCUGCUUGGGGAUGAUGAGUAG
Molecule: messenger RNA, 351 nt
Organism: Drosophila pseudoobscura
Lineage: Eukaryota; Metazoa; Arthropoda; Insecta; Diptera; Drosophilidae
Exons: 1
Coding region: 1-351 (116 amino acids)
Source: RefSeq, a predicted model, not a curated record